Molecule: messenger RNA, 934 nt
Organism: Rhodamnia argentea
Lineage: Eukaryota; Viridiplantae; Streptophyta; Magnoliopsida; Myrtales; Myrtaceae
Product: protein DMP2-like
Exons: 1
Coding region: 1-729 (242 amino acids)
Biological process (GO): endomembrane system organization
Source: RefSeq, a predicted model, not a curated record
AUGCUUCCCCAAAUCCUAGGUAGCUUGUUCAUUUUUCAAAAAUUGGUUAGCAUUGUCAAAAAGAUGGGCAGCAAGGUCUCUUCCCUAGCCUCCAAUACCAAUUGUAAGCAACAAAGCAGCAGCACCACCACCUCCAGCAGCAGCAGCACCUCCAGCAGCAGCACCACCACCAGCAGCGCAUACACCGGACUAGGCAACAUCAUUAAGCUCCUUCCAACCGGGACCGUCUUCCUUUUCCAUUUCCUCAACCCUCUUUUGACCAACAACGGCCAAUGCCACACUUAUAACAAGUACCUAAGUGCCAUUCUCAUCGCAGUCUGCGGCAUUUCGUGUUGUAUUGCUAGCUUCACUGAUAGCUACAAGGGGAGCGACGGGUCGACCCACUACGGGAUCGCCACGGCCAAGGGCAUUUGGCCGAGCUCGAGCUCUAGUAAUUCCUUAUCGGGGCAUAAGCUUCGGUUCUCGGAUUUCGUCCAUGCAUUCUUGUCGGUGAUUAUUUUCACGGUUUUGGCGUUGUUGGACACGAACACCGUGAAGUGCUUUUAUCCGUCUUUCGAGACUACGGAGAAGACUUUGAUCAAGGUUCUGCCAACCGUGAUCGGCUCGAUCUCGAGCACGGUGUUCACGUUGUUCCCGAGCACGCGCAACGGAGUUGGGUACCCUUCAAGUGAUGCUAGUACUACCUCGGGGACUAGUACUACAUCGGAGAGCAAUGCCGAGAAAGUUUGAUGAUACACAUAACCACAUAUGCAUGAUCCAAUGUAACUACAUGUAUUUCCAAAUGCGUGCAUCUAGGAUUUCUCAUAUUAGACUCGUGUUGUCUAGGACGAGUAUGUAAUAACGAUUGUAACCAUUUGUUGUCGUAGAUCUUACACUGUAUAUGCAGAAAGAGGAUUUAUUUGUAUUGGAAUCGAUAAAUUCAUUGAUGUCUUCU